CGCUUAGCGCGUCCUGAAUGUAACUGGGCUCAUACGAUCGAUACAUCCGAUCAUGGGCUCGUUAGGUGUGGUGCGUGGCGAAGCGGCCGCGUUGCAGCAGCACGGCCAGCGACUAUAUCAGCAGGGUAGCUUUCAAGCUGCCAUAGAAGCCUUUACUGAGGCUUUAAGUGUAAACGAUGCCAAUCAUCUGGAUAUUCUCGACAAUCGCGCUGCCACUUAUACCAAGUUGGCACAAUAUGAUCGCGCGCUGCGGGAUUCCCGGCAGAUGAUUAAGAAAGACAAGCAUGAUUACCGGGGAUAUCUUCGCUGUGCGAAGAGUCUGCUCCUGGAUAACAAGCCCGAAAAGGCUCUGGAAGUGUAUGCUUACGGGUUGAAAGUCCUGCCGAGUGUCCAUCCCCGUCGUUCGCUUGUGGCGGAAUUACACGACAAACUGAGGGAAAAGAUGAUGGCAAAGUGCCAGGACCCUUUUACUGUUCUACCUCUGGAACUGGCUCGACUAGUUAUACAAGAUUUCGACUUCAAGCAGCUCGUUGCGAUUCUACGCGUGUCGAAAGGAUGGAACAAAUUUCUCUCCUCGAUGCGCGAUUUGUGGAUGGAGCUUGAUUUUUCCAUCGCUCGUGGCAAGAUUCACUGGUCAUCCGUUCGCGCUCACAUUCGUCGGUCUACGGCAAUGCUAACGAAAGUCACCUUGAAAAACAUUUCCACUCCUUCAACGCAGAGGGUUUUGGAAUUUGUGAGCAGGUGUCCGAAGCUAGAACAUCUCGAGUUGAUGGACCCGUACAGCAACCAGGCCGUUUACACCCUCUUCAAGGGCUCCAAGCGCUUGAAAACCCUGGUCGUCUCGGCCGACACGGUGGUCCCUCAGGAGUACCUGGCCAAGUUUCUCGCAAGCCUACCGCUUCUUGAACGCAUCGAAGUCUAUAAAACUAAGUCCUCUCCCCAAUCAAAGGCGGAAUGGCCGUCGAAACUCCCCCAUCUACGAAGCAUCACGCUAGGCUCCAUCGAGCCAUCGAGGCCGACAGGACAUGUUCCUGCGCUCUACAUUCCCCGCCGAGAACAUCCCUCGAUUCCCUACCCACUUGCAAAUUUGGAAGAGCUGCGGCUUGAUUCAAACCCAGAAGUUUUUGUCCCCUACCCUCCUGCCUUCAAUCCGCUAGAUCUUCAGCGACUAAAGAAACUGGAUCUUAGUGGGAUUUUCAUUGGUGAUGAGUUUGCGCUGCCAUCUAGCCUUGAGUAUCUUCGCAUCCGGGGUGGCGCUGGAGCGGAAGAGUUCCCGUUUUCGAACGAACCGCCCCUCGCUUUCCCCAAUCUCCAUACCCUCAUACUGAGCGACGUGCCUUGGGUUACCAACCGCACAUUCCUUUAUUUUCUGCUCGAGGGGAAGGCUCCUCUUAAGGUCCUUCACGUAGACAAGUGUUUCCGGCUGCAUGGUUCUACCCUGGCCCAGCUCCUCUGCGAACACUCCCAGGGGCUGGAGGAACUCAAUGUUUCGCACAUCUCCCUGAUCGACGACAAGGUCGUAGAGAUGCUUGCUGAAAAGUUGCUCAACCUAAAGGUCCUCAAUCUGACCUGUACUGAAAUAACUGGCAUUUCGAUCAAGAGACUGGCGGAUAUCCGCUCCUCCGAAUCCAGCCAUUCGCCGAUCGAGCGCGUCUUUGCAAAAGGCUGUGAGAAUGUGUCAGCCGAUGCCGUUGCUUAUGGGCGCGCAAACGGUCUGGAGAUUUUUGCAUAAGACCAGUAUUUAGGAUGGGUGACGACCUUCUCGUCUCGAGAAGGUUCGCUCAGUUGAUAUGCCUGCCGAUAGGUUGGAGCCCAUGCGAGGAUGACCUAUCGCCGUGGCAUGUUUUUGCCGAUGUCUCUACAUUGGGUGAAACUACUCUCCAGUUGAAGGCUUUGGAGUAUACUGGGUGAUUUUUUCUUUUCUCUUUUUCAUUUUCUUUUUUUUGGCGGGAUGCCAUCUGGCGUUACAGGAAAGGACGGAAGCAAGGAAUUAUGAUAAUGAUGUGAUAUCCAGCAUAUAUUUGAAUUUCGGUCUAUCUUUUCUGGUUUCGGAUCAAGAUCACGGAAGGAGGCAUAUUUACCUAGUCAUUAGUUGCUAUCAUUGAACCUUUCGAUUCGUGUCU
Aspergillus steynii IBT 23096 is the source of this 2123-nucleotide messenger RNA. Its product is annotated as Leucine Rich Repeat domain protein. Bases 53 to 1732 code for a protein of 559 amino acids. The transcript is spliced from 7 exons. NCBI's taxonomy places the organism in Eukaryota, Fungi, Ascomycota, Eurotiomycetes, Eurotiales, Aspergillaceae. The record is from RefSeq and is a predicted model, not a curated record. Gene Ontology annotation, molecular function: Hsp90 protein binding.